This is a messenger RNA of Mesoplodon densirostris (Blainville's beaked whale), 1615 nucleotides long. RefSeq names its product myeloid derived growth factor (gene MYDGF). NCBI's taxonomy places the organism in Eukaryota, Metazoa, Chordata, Mammalia, Artiodactyla, Ziphiidae. The transcript is spliced from 3 exons. Gene Ontology annotation, biological process: positive regulation of endothelial cell proliferation; positive regulation of angiogenesis. Bases 84 to 593 code for a protein of 169 amino acids. The record is from RefSeq and is a predicted model, not a curated record.
GCCGACGGCGCCUCCGGCGGAGACCCCACUUGUCCCUCGCCGCAUUCCGUCUGUCGUCCCUUCCCAGCGAACCUGAUCCCAAGAUGGCGGCGCCCAGCAGAAGAAGGAAUGGCGGCGGCGGCGCCGUGAGCUUCUGGGCCGCGCUGCUCCUGGUGGCCGUGGCGCUGAGGCCGGCACGGACGGUGUCUGAGCCCACGACGGUGGCCUUUGACGUGCGGCCCGGCGGCGUGGUGCACUCCUUCUCCCAGAACGUGGGCCCUGGGGACAAAUAUACCUGUGUGUUCACCUACGCAUCUCAAGGAGGGACCAAUGAGAACUCCAGGAGGCUGUCCUUAUCCCCGCCUCACACACGAGGACACGGUGGCCCAGAGGCUGAAGACUGCCCUGGCUCCCCCAGCUGGGACGUGACCAAGGUCCCCAAGGCACAGGCCCCUGACCGCCGCCCUGAGCCAGGACACGCCCCGCAUCACCAGCAGCUCGGAAAAGAACGCCCGCGCCUCCCUAACGGGACCCUUGGGAUGGACAGUCCACUGCAGUGUGCGGGGAGAGAGCUAGGCUCACUCUUGGAAAGGUGGCUGGGUCACAGAUUCUAAAACCAGUAUGGGGCUUGAUUCUCCCGUUUCGGAUGAGGGGAUUGAUUCAUCCUCAAGAAACACCUAAGAGCACAGCAGACGUGUCCAGCACUGACUUGUUCCGGCAGCACCAGCCUAGAACUGUGAUCAUCAGACACCACGGGCCGACUGCAGAGCUGCGUGAACCCAACGGUGUGACCCAUGGGCUCUCUGGCUGCUGGCCUGCCACCCGCUUAGGAGCAAACAGCUGGCCGGAUUCUCAGCAAACGUGCAGGGGCCGUCCAAGAUGUUCUCCGGGAUCUGCUUGACCAUACUUGGGGGCCCUGCCAAGAUGCCCAUCGGAGCAGCUGGAACGGAAGCCCCAGAGGCCCAAGUGGCGCUUCUCUAGAGCCAUCGUCAACAGAGGGGAAAUGGGUCUGUGGUCUGGGCUCCCAGGGGGCCCGGGAUGCAGGCUGGGCUUGGGGAGAGCGGGAGGCCAGGCUGCUUUGACAGUGGUUCGUUUCUCCAGAGGGUCACCUGAGAGGCUGGCUGGUGCCGGGUGACAGCAGGCACAGGGUUAUUCAUCAUCUCAGCGCCGGCCAGGAUCCUGAGCAGCCAGAGAGCUCGUCCAAGGUUGGCGGGAAUGCGGCCACUUGGGAAGACUGGCCCUUUCUCAUCAAGUUAAACAUACAACCCCAUGCUUCCGCUCCUCAGUAUCUCCCCGUUAGAAAUGAAAACUUAUGUCCACACUAAGCUUGUAUGUGAAUGUUCAUAGCAGCCUGAUUCAUAAUAGCCAAAAAGUGGAAACAACCCAAGUGUCCCCCAGCUGAUGACGGAUAAACACAAUGUGGUCCCUUCACACACGGGCGCAUCACUCAGCCAUAAAAAGGAGAGAAGCCCUGACACUCGCUACAACGUGGAUAGACCCUGAGAACACGAUGCUCAGUGAGAGAAGCCAGACACAGAAGGACCCAGAGUGUGUGAUUCCAUUGAUGGGAAACGUCCAGAACAGGCAAAUCCACAGACACAGAGAGUGGGUUCGUGGUUGUUGGGCUGGGGGAGGA